GUUCUUUUUAUUUUCUGCUAAGCUGCACGGUCAGUCCUCACCCACUCACUUCGACCUUCAACGAAUGCUCUGAUAAACCAAGACCAAACGCAUUAGCCGCACAGGGCCAUGGGAAGAGCACUUCUGAGCUUCUCUCUAUCCUCAAGCUUCUACCCUUUCUCUCUCCUCUCUCAAGCCAAACGCUAUCCUCUUGCCAAACUAUCAGCUCCACGUAGGGUUUUACGAGGGUUUAGGCCUCUUUGCUCCGCCACCGUCGUUGAACCAGACCAGGAACUACAACCCGCAAAGCAUUCCAUUCUUCUGGAAAGACUGAGAAUUAGACACCUCAAAGACGCUGCUAAAGCAGUAGCGCCACAGACGAGACCGCCCCCAACAUCGGUUUCCGCUCAGAAGGAAGUUGAGGAUGGUUCGAAGAAGUCGAGGAAGAUGAUCGAUUGGAGUUUUGAGGACUUAGGCCUGAGUGAGGAGGUGAUGGGGGCUGUCAAGGCGAUGGAAAUUUCAGUUCCUACUGAGAUUCAGUGCAUUGGGAUACCUGCUGUGUUGGAAGGGAAAAGUGUGGUGUUGGGUUCUCAUACUGGCUCUGGCAAGACUCUGGCUUACAUGCUACCUCUUGUUCAGCUACUAAGACGAGAUGAGGCAUUGUUGGGCAUGCUAAUGAAGCCAAGGCGUCCCCGAGCUGUUGUGCUAUGCCCCACGAGGGAGCUGUCGGAGCAGGUAUUUCGUGUGGCAAAGGCUAUAAGCCAUCAUGCACGAUUCAGGUCUACUAUGGUAAGUGGUGGUGGCCGUUUGAGGCCUCAAGAGGAUGCACUGAGCACACCAAUUGACAUGGUAGUGGGGACCCCUGGCAGAGUUUUGCAACAUAUUACGGAGGGAAACAUGGUUUAUGGUGACAUCAAAUACUUGGUGCUGGAUGAGGCAGAUACCAUGUUUGAUCAUGGUUUCGGUCCUGAUAUUCGCAAGUUUCUUGGUCCACUAAAAAAUCGUGCAUCAAAACCAGAUGACAAAGGAUAUCAAACUGUUUUGGUCACAGCAACAAUGACAAAGGCAGUGCAAAAGCUGGUUGAUGAAGAGUUCCAUGGCAUAGUACAUCUGCGUACUUCAACGCUGCAUAAGAAGGUUGCAUCUGCUCGGCAUGAUUUCAUCAAACUUUCUGGCUCUGAAAACAAGUUGGAAGCAUUGCUUCAGGUUCUUGAGCCAAGUUUGUUGAAGGGAAAUAGAGUGAUGGUGUUUUGUAACACAUUGAAUUCUAGUCGUGCUGUGGAUCACUUUCUUGGUGAAAAUAAUAUAUUUACAGUGAAUUACCAUGGUGAAGUGCCAGCAGAACAAAGGGUUGAAAAUCUGAAAAAGUUCAAAAGUGAAGGUGGAGAUUGUCCCACUCUGGUCUGCACAGACUUGGCUGCAAGGGGACUGGACUUGGAUGUUGAUCACGUUAUUAUGUUUGAUUUCCCUUUGAACCCUAUUGACUACCUUCAUCGCACUGGAAGAACUGCUCGCAUGGGUGCAAAAGGAAAGGUGACAAGUUUAGUUACUAAGAAAGACCUAAUUUUGGCCACUCGAAUUGAGGAAGCCAUGAGGAAGAAUGAGAGCUUGGAAUCUCUCACUGUGGCUAAUGUCCAACGGGACAUUGCCAAGUCCCAAAUAAGUAGGCAGAAAGGGAAGAAAGGAACUUUGGUUAAAGCUUCGAAUCAAAAAAAGAAGACCAGCAGUGCAUCCCUGAAAUCUCCUGCAAAGACAACAGGAAGAAAAACUUCAGGAGCAAAAUCUGGACAGAUAUCUGCUCCAGCUAAGUCUAUGAAAACAAUUCAGGUGUCGAAAAGUAGCCGAAAAGGAGUGUCAUCGAGUAAGAAGAAACAGAUAGAGAGCAAAAGGUCCACUUCGAAACUUAGUGUUGUUGGGUUUAGAGGGCGGAGUUCUUCGUCAAACAAGAAAGUAUCAGCGAGAUUCAGUUGAUUGUAGUCACGAUUUUAGAAUAAAUGUGCAUUUAAACGCCAAUUAAUUUUGUACUUUCCCAUCUGUAAAGUGUUUUUUUUUUUCCUUUGAAUUUUUGCCACUGCACUGCUUUUAUUAUAUUAUGGUAUAAUAUAGUAUACUCUUGUGUUAA
Malania oleifera is the source of this 2101-nucleotide messenger RNA. RefSeq names its product DEAD-box ATP-dependent RNA helicase 39. The transcript has 9 exons. Lineage: Eukaryota; Viridiplantae; Streptophyta; Magnoliopsida; Santalales; Ximeniaceae. The record is from RefSeq and is a predicted model, not a curated record. Gene Ontology annotation, molecular function: RNA helicase activity; nucleic acid binding; ATP binding. The coding region runs from base 109 to 1950 and encodes 613 amino acids.